Messenger RNA from Dermochelys coriacea (leatherback sea turtle), 5864 nucleotides. RefSeq names its product cyclin dependent kinase like 3 (gene CDKL3). NCBI's taxonomy places the organism in Eukaryota, Metazoa, Chordata, Testudines, Dermochelyidae. Gene Ontology annotation, molecular function: cyclin-dependent protein serine/threonine kinase activity; ATP binding. The record is from RefSeq and is a predicted model, not a curated record. The transcript is spliced from 14 exons. Gene Ontology annotation, cellular component: nucleus. The coding region runs from base 176 to 1966 and encodes 596 amino acids. Gene Ontology annotation, biological process: protein phosphorylation; negative regulation of axon extension; positive regulation of dendrite morphogenesis.
CGGAGCGCUGUGAGGUCACGGAAGCACCGCGGCCCGAUCCUGCGGGCGCUGUUGCUGUCGCUGGUGGUUGCUGUGGUAACAGGGCUCGUGCGGGAGAGGCGUGCCGAGCGGGGAUAGACGGGCCCAGCAUGGAAAGCGCGCUCGAGCCGGUCAGAAAUAAAAAUCAGACUGGAAGAUGGAGAUGUACGAGACCCUUGGCAAAGUGGGAGAGGGGAGUUAUGGAACAGUAGUGAAGUGCAAACACAAGGAAACAGGACAGAUAGUAGCCAUUAAAAUAUUCUAUGAGAAACCAGAAAAAUCUGUCAACAAAAUUGCUAUGAGAGAAAUAAAGUUUCUAAAGCAAUUUCGUCAUGAAAACCUGGUCAACCUGAUAGAAGUAUUUAGACAGAAAAAAAAAAUUCAUUUGGUGUUUGAAUUUAUUGAUCAUACAGUUUUAGAUGAGCUACAACAUUACUGUCACGGACUGGAUAAUAAAAGACUUAGAAAAUACCUCUUCCAGAUCCUUCGAGCAAUUGAUUAUCUCCACAGCAACAAUGUCAUACAUCGUGAUAUCAAACCUGAGAAUAUCUUAGUAUCACAGACGGGAAUUACUAAACUAUGUGAUUUUGGUUUUGCUCGUACAUUAGCUGCUCCUGGUGAUAUUUAUACAGAUUAUGUGGCCACACGAUGGUACAGGGCUCCAGAACUGGUAUUAAAAGACACCACAUAUGGGAAACCUGUGGACAUCUGGGCUUUAGGUUGUAUGAUCAUUGAGAUGGCCACUGGAAAUCCUUAUCUACCCAGCAGCUCUGACCUAGACCUACUCCAUAAAAUUGUGACAAAAGUAGGGAAUUUGACACCUCAUCUUCAGAGUAUUUUUAUAAGGAGUCCAGUUUUUUCAGGGGUGGUCCUUCCGGAAGUUCAGCACCCUAAAAAUGCAAGGAAAAAGUAUCCCACACUCUGUGCAUUACUGGCAGAUAUUGUUCAUGCUUGUUUACAAAUGGAUCCCACUGAUAGGAUCUCAUCUACAGAUCUGCUGCAGCAUGACUAUUUUACUAGAAAUGGAUUUAUUGAAAAAUUCUUACCAGAACUGAAGGCUAAAUUAUUACAAGAAGCAAAGUUAAAUUCUCUUUCAAAACUCAGAGAGAAUAAUAAAGAGAUUGAACUAAUAAAAGAUGAAAAGAGAACUAUUCAUAUUAUUGCCUCUCGGAAUGGUCCAGUGGUUGGGAAGUAUCUGUUCCAGGAUAUUGAAAAGGACAAAAAAUCAAAGGACUUAAAAGUAAAAGGUACAAAAGUGAAAGGAGGGAAACCAGAGAUUCCAGAAAUAAAAAAGAUUGAACAAGAAGAUGCAGUUAAUCAGUGGGCUCCUUCCUCACAGAAUCCUCCCAGUUUUCCUCAAGAGAGUAAACCUACAAUCACUGAGAUAACCACCACUGCAGCAGCUAGCAACGAUCCCAGCGGUGUGAAGGAAGAUCCUCCACUAAUAGCAGUUGGUACAACAAUGCCACCCAUCAAUCCAAAUUGUGGGAACCUUACUACUGCAAAUUUCAAUUCACUCUUCCCACACUCAAAUACAAGGCUACCUGAAAAAGCAAAGAAAAGAAGAAGCCCUUGGCAGUCAGUGGGACAAAUAGGUACAAACAACAGACAGGAUGAUGGGACUCUGGCUCAAACUCAAACAGAAAAAGUCACACUGUAUGAACGAGCUGCUCAGAUGGAUCAAAUGGCCAAUAUGAACCAAAAGAAACGCAGUAUUUCAAAAUCUGAAAAAAAAGACAUCCAUUUCCCAGAACUGCCAGUAACAGCACAACAAAAGGAGCUGAAAGGAAUGGAAGUUAAACAGGUAAAAGUGCUGAAGAGGGAGUCAAAGAAAUCUGAAGUAUCUAAAAUACCAUCUUUACUACACGUGGAUCAGAAUCAAGAAAAACAAGAGAAUACUGGAAGUACACAAAGUGAAAAUAAAACCAAUCUGCCAGAUGUAGAAUAAGCAGUGUAGAAGCAUGAAGCUUGAGAGACUGCAGAAUCACAAAGGUCACUGGAGCAGCUGGAAAAGUUGUUACAUCAUCACUGACUGGAUGAAUCAGGAUUUCCUUUAUUCCUUGGCUUUGUCUUUUUUCCAAACUAUUAGGUCACAAUAAACUGGAGGAGGUGAAGCUCCCUCAUACUAUACAUACAAAGCUGUAGCAUCAAAGUUUGAAGUUUCUAAGUACUGUAACAACAAUUUAGCUAACUGCAGCAAUGGUUUGUAGUGUAUCCUCCACACUGCAAGGAGGGAGAAGAAGCCACUGAGUACCUUAUUAUGAGGACCCUCAUUCUCCUUCUUGUCUUUAUCCUUAGGAGAUAAGGAAGAAAAAUACUUAGUAGUAAAAUAUGUAAAAUUUUAUAGUGAAAAGAAACCAAAUGGAGAAUUAAACAUAACUUAAAGAUAGGUAUUUGGGGCUAAGGGAAAUCUAAAGAAAAGAGUGGAACAUUUAAAAAAGACCCAACAUGUAAACUUUAUUAAAAGUAUCUGUUUCACUUUAUGGCUAUUUAACAUGGUGGCUGUUUAAAUCUAGCAAUUAAAAUAUAAUAUUUAAAUACUACUAACAUUUUUAAAAAGCAGAUUUUAUGGUAGCAAAGCAAUCAAAAUUAGGUUACUUGAGAACAGUUUAAUUGAUUUUUAUUUAAUGUUUGAGGCAUGCAAGAUUAAUAUACCAGGGUCCAUACAAUUUUGCCUUGCUAUUUGCUAUAAGCCAACUAUGCAGCAGUGACACUCUAGCUCUUCUUAAGCGUUGACAGGUUUAAAUGGGAAGUAUUUGACUGACAGGCACUAAUUAUAAUAAAAACAUGUUUUUGUGGGUUGUCUCAGCUGUGAAUGUGAAUUAGCUGUACAGUCCGCCCCCCACAAUGCAGAUUUGUUGUAGGCAAAUGUGUAAUAUCACGAGCGUGUAGCCAGCAGCUUGGAAUUUCUGUUUUAUGUGUGCUGGAUGAUCCUUUGCCACCUCCUCACCAGCACUGAACCAAUACAUUCCCAGAGUGUACCCACCAUUAUACACAGUGCUCACAUAGUGGGGAUAUUUGAAUUUAGAGAUGAGAGACUAUGCUGAGAUUUGAAAGGUUGGGGUGUUAUUACUUAGUGCUAGAUCUCUCAAAUAUCAGCCUUUUCAAACCUCUCCUGCUGCAGGGAACCAUUUCUUACCUUAAAUGUGUUUUGGGGGAUGGGUGUGCAUGGUGUCUAGUAAGCCCAUUGCCACCUAUUCUGGAAAAGGCCUUGGAGUUGGAGGUCAGAUUUGGGAGGAAGAAGUGCGCUUACCACACACCCAACCCCAAUACAGAAGAUGGGCAAACAUUCACCUAGUGUACUCUGAAGAUCCUCAGAAGAAAGGGACUGCAGCUAUGAGGCUCAAAGACAUGGUGCUAGGGGGAGGCUGCAAGAACAAACAGAUAAAGAUUUUCCAGUUACAAUCGCCUAUUGCAUAGAGCGCUGGACUGGGACUCAGGAUACAUAGGUUCUAUUGCUAGUUGUGUCAAGAGCCUGCUGGCUAAUCUUGGACAAGUGACUUUGCUAUGCCAUGCCUCAAUUUCCCCAUCUGUAAAAUGGAGAUACUGACAUCCUUUGUAAAUUGCUAUGAGACUCUGAUGAAAAGGGCUUAUAAGAGCUAGGUAUUAUUAAUUGAAAACAGUCAAUUUCCCCAAAGAGGGCCAAUAGUUGGACUCUUCUGGAAGUGUGUUUGCCCAUCCUUGCAGGAAGAAUAGCAUACGACUAUGUCCACCCUGUAGAGUUAACCAGUGUAACAACAGUGCUAUCAAAUAUCAUAGAUAUAGGCAGGAACUUCCCUCAAGGCAAAAAUGUUCAACUGAGAAUAGAACUGCAUAUGUGUGUAAUAUGAAAGCAACCACUAUAUUCACAAGUAUUUGUUACAUGUAUUGUUGCAGCUACGGGCAUGUUUCUGCUCACAAGUUUACAGAUCAUGAUUUGUCUUUGGAAGACUAACAAAAAAUUAGUGUUCUGAUCCUAAAAGGUGUGAGAUAUUUAUUCCUCUGUGCCAUUCUCUGAGUUUUUCUGCAGAAAGAGUGAACAAAUACACUAGAGUGUUAAUUAAACAGAAAAUAAGUGGGAGAGCCAAGAACAGAACCUUAUGGUCUCCUGACUCCAGUCCAGUGCCCUAUCCACUAGACAACACAGUGUCUGUUGUCUGCCACAAAUGUACUGUAUGAACUUCGACAAUUGUAAAACCUCCCUGUGCUUCAGUUUCUUUUCAUUAUAGGAGUAUUUGGAAAUGUCUUUCAUUAGUGUUUGUAAAGUGCUUGGAGAUCCUUGGAUAGGUGAUGAUAAAUAAGUCCAUCUUAAGACAUGAAAAGUAAUUUUUCUGCUCUACUCCACACUGAUAAGGCCUCAACUCCAGUUUUAUGUCCAGUUCUGGGCAUCACGUUUCAGGAAAGAUGUGGACAAAUCGAAGAAAGCACAGAGGAGAGCAACAAAAAUGAUUAAGAUAUAGAAAACAUGACCUAUGAGGAAAGAUUGAAAAAAAAAAAUGGAUUUGUUCAGUCUUGAGAAGAGAAUACUGAGUGGGGACAUGAUAAUAGUUUAAGUUCAUAAAAGUUUGUUAUUAGGGGAAAGGGAAAAAAUUGUUCUUGUUAACCGCUGAGGAGACAAGAAGCUUAAAUUGCAGCAAGUAAGGUUUAGGUUGCACAGUAGGAAAAACUUCCUGUCAGGAGAGUUAAGCACAGAAACAAAUUGCCUAGGGAGGUUGCGGAAUCUCUGUUGUUGGAGGUUUUUAAGAACAGGUUAAACAGACACCUUGCAGGAAUGUGCUAGUUAUUACAUUGUCCUGCCUUGAGUGCAGGGGACUGGAAUAGAUGACCUCUCAAGGUCCCCUCCACAGUCCUACACUGCUAUGACUUUAUUAAUAGUAUUUUUUUAUUAUUACUCACAUACAGGCAAACUCAGUGUUGUUGAAAACGCAAACAACUUUACCAAUGGCACUAUAGUUGCAUCCACUUAUGCCAGAGGUUAGUUUGUCUCAUUAUCCUCUAUGACCCUCAAAGUCAUUUCCACAGAACAUAAUAGUAAUUUUACAGAUGGAGUUAAAAGGAAAUACAGUUUAAAGCUGCAUAGGGUAUGGGGUUUGUCCCUUUAAUUUCUUUCAUCAUUCAUCAUCGGACCAAAUUAAUUCGUUGUGCAACUUCCAUUGGAAUAAGCGUUAUGGCAGGGCCUAAUUUAGCCCACUGUGGGUCUUUUGUGUUCAGUCUCAUGCCAUUUUUCAUUAGGAUUUCAUCCUUGCCCCAAUGUCUGCAUAUUGGAGGAGUUUCCUUUGUAUGUAGAACACCUUACUGAUCAAUAUUAUACCAGUUAUAGGUGAGUUCCUUGGGAGAUGAGCAUUAUGUCAGCCACAGCUGUAGCUGGGUGAAAUGUAUUGUGAAACAUUUGCUGAAAUCUCACUCUAGCUCAAGAAUUUUUCAGUAGCAUCUAGUGCCCAAAAAACCAUAUCACCGAGGAAUUCCUCAUUUAAUGAAAACAUUACCUGACAUCCAGGAGAACCCAGCACAGUUCCAGUGCUACUUGUGAAAUGCAUGGCUUUAUUUUCAGAUGCUUCCUCCUCUGUUAGCCAUAGAACUUAAAACCCCACCUCAUCUGCAUUUGAGUUAUACAUAAGGCAGCUGCAAUGAGCAUUCAGGAUUGGUAGCCAUCCAACAGUAGCAUCCAGCCAGAACAUGGAGAAGCCCUAUUUGGAUAUUAUUGGUGAACAACCUUCCCACAUACCAUCUUCUUGGGGUAUUGUGAUGACAUGAUUUCAGCUAUGGGCCAGUCUGGCCCUUAGAAGAGAUUUCAUCUUUCUUCUAAAUCCUUUUCUUUCACUCAAGGAGAACUCUGUGCUUCUGAUUAAAGUUUGAACAUUCUUAAA